AUGGAAAAAUCUGGUAAUCACGCUUCUUCCUCUUCUCCUCCCACAACCAGUGCAUAUGAUUUAGCGAUGAGCAUUGCAAGAUCUUUAGGACAUCAGGAAUUAGGGAAGUUGAAGGAUGUUGUUCAGGCAAAGAUUGAUUGGCGUCAACGAGAGAUAGAGAGGCAGAAGAGGAAAGAGGAUAAUGCUUUUAAAUUUGCUACAUGGAAGGAGAAAAGGAUGAGAUGUGGAAGUGCAACAGAGACGGAAUCAUAUGAAGAUGAAGGGAAUGAAUAUUACAUUGAGGAGAUUGAUUCAAGACAGGAAGAUUCAGAUACCGCUGAGGAGAAGCGAAGGAUGGUGAAGUAUGAGGAAGAUAGGCUUUAUAGGCGAUAUCUGCAAGAGAAUGCCAAUCCUGCAAUUUUCUCAAGGACCAUGCAUGAAGGUGAGUCUUAUGAUGAUGAUGAAGAGUUGCUUGAGGAUGAGAGUGAUGCAAGUGCUGAAUCAGAUGCUUCUGAAAGUUCUGAUGAUGGUUAUGGGCCUCCUGCUUCAUCUGGAAGUGAGUACAACAAUGCAAGUGAUGAGGAAGAUGAAUGGAGUUACGAUGGGGAAGAUUAUUAA
This is a messenger RNA of Papaver somniferum (opium poppy), 597 nucleotides long. RefSeq lists its product as uncharacterized. The transcript is spliced from 2 exons. The record is from RefSeq and is a predicted model, not a curated record. Bases 1 to 597 code for a protein of 198 amino acids. NCBI's taxonomy places the organism in Eukaryota, Viridiplantae, Streptophyta, Magnoliopsida, Ranunculales, Papaveraceae.